GCCAGGCAAUGAGCCCCACAUCGCCGCGCCACCAAGCCACCGCGGCGCCGCCGUCUCGAGUCCACAGGGCCUCCCACCUCAUCCACAAGCAGCCGCCCUCCUCCUCCGCCUCCUCCUCCUCCUCCAACUCCUCCGGCUCCGGCUCCGGCUCCGCCCACCACCGCCCGCCGCCGCGCCAGCACAAGCACCAGCAGCAGCAGCCGGUCAUCAUCUACACCCAUUCCCCCAAGGUGAUACGCACGAAUCCCCGGGACUUCAUGUCCAUCGUCCAGAAGCUCACCGGCCUCGAAACCAACAAACACGGAUCGACCGCCACGUCCCGGGAGGACUCAUCCUCCUCGACCGACAGCUGCGCCAACCAGGCCCACGUCGCCGCGCCGCCGCCCUACGUUGAUCCGCACCCGAUGCCGCCGCCGCCGCCGCUGGGGACGCGCCACUUCAUCCCGCCGGAGAUCCCGCUGUUCGCGCCUGCAGCCGCCGCUUCCGAGAUGCCCCUGUGCGCGUCCAGGGGGUUCUACGGCGGCGGCCCGUUCAUGAACAGCGCCGGCGGCGCGACGGCGUUCUCCCCGGAUUUGGCGUUCCCGGAUCAUUGAGGCGUGGGGUGCAUGAGUUAGGACGGCCGAGAUCGAUCCAUGGCGGCGCUUUCAGGCAAUAAUUGGAACGAUCAAAAGGUUCCAUCUUUUUGCUUCAUCCCACUUCCAUUAGUGCUCAAAUUUCUUCAUCAGGAGGAUGGUUUAUAUUAACCAAGAACUGGUGCCACGAGAUCGAUGUUUUUUUCGCCCACAUUGUAAAUAUAAAUAAAAUCGAGGAUUAGCUGUUGAGUACGAAUACAUUGUCAGCGUUUUUUUUUAUUCUUCAAGGCGUGUUCGAAUGAUUAAAUAGCGUUUUUUGUUCUUCCAGGGGUGUUCGGAUGAUUAGGUUUUUGUUGUUUUGUCAUCCUCCCAGCAAGCAGUAAUUUAAUCAAAUUAGGCACAAA
Oryza brachyantha (malo sina) is the source of this 976-nucleotide messenger RNA. RefSeq names its product VQ motif-containing protein 8, chloroplastic-like. Gene Ontology annotation, cellular component: nucleus. NCBI's taxonomy places the organism in Eukaryota, Viridiplantae, Streptophyta, Magnoliopsida, Poales, Poaceae. The transcript has a single exon. Bases 9 to 593 code for a protein of 194 amino acids. The record is from RefSeq and is a predicted model, not a curated record.